CUUAAUAAUGUCUACUCAAAUGACGGGAGCAACUACACAAGGUGUAAAAAAAUAACAAACGGCGCAAACGGCCUUUCCCCCCCUUACUCGAUCUCUGCACCUCUCACCUCACGCAGCCAUGCAAAGUGUUGCACUACCUGCAGUUGAGACAGCCCUUUGCAAAGGGAUCCAACAAAUAUUAUUCGGCUGCGAUGGCCGUACGCCAUUGAGCAGUGGGAUUGAAAGAGGAGAAGAGGAGACAUGCGCUUUAUCCUUUAUCGAAGAUAUGGAUCAAACCGUACCAGCACCAUGUUCUGCCACUUCAAGGAGGUAUGCAUUAAUGGAGCUACACUUACGCCAGGCGAAGAAGAACAGGCGAAGGAGACCGGGCUGAUGCUGAGCUUGGUACUGCCUAUGAAAGCGAAUAAUGGAGUAAGGGAGUGAGUUGGAGCGUAGGAGUGAGA
Molecule: messenger RNA, 443 nt
Organism: Gamsiella multidivaricata
Lineage: Eukaryota; Fungi; Mortierellomycota; Mortierellomycetes; Mortierellales; Mortierellaceae
Exons: 1
Coding region: 119-373 (84 amino acids)
Source: RefSeq, a predicted model, not a curated record